AUGGCUGGAGUAUUUGGUGGAUAUGAGGAUGAAGAGGAAGAUGUUCUUGCACCAAAGGAGCCUCAGGUUUCAUCUCAAGAUCCUAAUGAACGGAAAGCAGCUAGGGCAUUACGAAUCAAACGCCGCCAGGAGGCACUGAAGAGGGCUGAUCAACCUUCUGAAGACGUUUUCAAGGAGGAAGAUCCAGGGCCUAUAGAGCAGGCGACAUCUGCUGCCGCUGAAGAGUUGCAGCGCUUAGCAUUAGACGGAGCCGCUAAAGUAACAAAUGUUAAAGUCACUACAGACGAGCGAGAAGUUAUUCGCAGAUCGCUAUUCUCUGAUAAAAUGAGAGAUUCAAUGGCUAAAAUAGAGGCAGAAGCAGCUGAAGCACAGCUGCAAUAUGAUGCUAUAACUUCUAAUUGGGACGCGAUGCUAGCACUAAAGGAUCCAUUAGACAUAGACGCAGAAAUAAAUGAACAAAGAAUGAAAUGCCAAGAUUUGUUGGAACAAAAGGAUAAUUUAAUUAAUGAAUUAAAACAAGAUUUGAAUAGAAUGGAUAAUGCAUAUUAUGAAGAUUUAGAAAAACAGGAUAAAGAUAUCAAAGAACUCUCAGAUAGAAUCGAGAAACAAAUAACAAUAAUGCAAAGGGCUUAUGAAAAACAAUUAUUUCUCAUAGAACAAGCCAUAAAUAUCGAACGUGAAGUAAUGGUAGAUUACAACAACAAGCGAUGGGAGGCGCUGUACAAACAGCGCGACCGAGAGGAAGUCGCUCAUAUGGAAUAUACGUUUAAGCAGCUCGAAGAACAUAAAGAAGAAAUGGAAUCUAUCAUGUGGGACCAUCACGCCAAGUAUCGUGAAGCCAAAAUAGAACUGGAAACAUUAAUUCAAGAAUUGCAAAAGGAAUUGGAAAAAUUAAAAGCGACUUGUAUAAUUAAUACGGAAAAAAUUGGAUAUAAUUAUCAGGUGUUAAAGAAAAGAGAAGAGGAAAACGUUUUCGUGCGAUCACAACAAAAACGAAAGCUAAAUAAAAUGUCGGAUAUAGCAAACGCUCUUCGAGCCAAAAUUCGUAAAGCGGCGGAAGAUGGCGCCACCGAGGAGAUUAGAGCGGACGCGGAAAUAGUGAAGCUAAUGCAGGCAAUGGCUGAUCUAGAAAAGAAAUGCAAACAUUUUUCGCAUGUGAACAAUUAUAAAUUCAGUCAGGUGUGGCGUAUGUCCGCGGCGCGUUGCGCGGAGCUCUCCCGGCGGGUGCGGCACGCGGAGGUGGCGCUGCACGCGCACCUCCUGGCCGAGCCGCCGCCGCCGCCGCCGCCGCCGCCGCCGCCCACCAGCCCGCUCUCUAAAUAUGAAUCUAAAGUACCCACUUCUGACUGCACGUUGCAGUGUAAAGAUUUAAUUAACCCCAAAAAUGUUGGUGUGAAAGAAGCUAAGGACAAACUGAUUCGUCAUAUUCUUCAACUGGUUGCGGACAACACCGGAUUUUUAAUAGAAGACCGAUUAUUGAAACUCAUCGAUAAAUAUCCUUUGACUUCAAGAAACCUUUGCACUUUAGAUUCUAUUUUUAUGGCUUUGGAAAUUCAAUCAGAAGAAGAUAUCGAGUUAUUAUGUAAAAUAUUUCUAAAUUAUGCAUUUUGCCCAAUAUGUGUCGGACUUGAAGCCGCGUCGGAGAUGAUGGAACCUUCAACAUUUGCAGUUGAAUCACAAGAAGAGUCUCACCAUGUCAGUUUAAGCGCUAAAGUAAUAAGAGGUGAAAGAUCCUCCACAAGAGUACGUUCCAGCGUGGCUAGGAGCAUAUCUGCGAGCACUUCUCGCUCAAUCCAUGUGGGAUUCAGACCUCAUGACUUGUCUGCUGCUGAUCAGCUUCUGAUGGCUGAAGCCGAUGAGAUAUUACAAAAAUGUGGCGAUCCUAAAGUGACGUUGGUCGCCGCGGAGAGCACGUCGGAGGUGUCGGCGCGGCGCGCGCGCGGCGUCACGGUGGCGCCGCAACCUACGCUCGUGUCCCCUAAAAAAUCUAACCCUUUCUUGUGCCCGCUUGGACAUAACUUGGAAAUUGAAUCAAUGCAAGUGUUAACUGCGCUUAAUGAAUUUAUGGCGGUAUUUGUUCCACCCGAGAAAAAGAAACUUUAUGACAUAUUGGACAGUGUUAAACCACCAGACUUUACUACUCCGUCACGUCAACUGACUUCUCAAGAAAUAGAGCAAUAUUGGUCUCAGUGGCAGCAGUUGUUUCCAACUGAGAAAGAUAGAUUCUGGGAUGGACUGCUCACUGGUCUUAAUAAUUAUUUAACAGUUUUACAGGAACGGGAGCGUAUCCACGAAGACGUGGUACAUUUGCGUCAACGCAACGCCGCCUUACGACGGCUAGUUCGAGGCGCGUUGCCCGACUUGCCGGCACUACGCUACUCAAGUUCUCGUCCCGCCUUUACCGCGCCAGCUCCGGACCUCGCACCUCCACCUUAUGCAAAAUUGCCUCCCAUA
Molecule: messenger RNA, 2454 nt
Organism: Brenthis ino (lesser marbled fritillary)
Lineage: Eukaryota; Metazoa; Arthropoda; Insecta; Lepidoptera; Nymphalidae
Source: the annotation of a GenBank genome assembly